Molecule: messenger RNA, 1534 nt
Organism: Salvia miltiorrhiza (redroot sage)
Lineage: Eukaryota; Viridiplantae; Streptophyta; Magnoliopsida; Lamiales; Lamiaceae
Product: pectate lyase-like
Exons: 4
Coding region: 40-1263 (407 amino acids)
Molecular function (GO): pectate lyase activity
Source: RefSeq, a predicted model, not a curated record
CUCAAAUCUCUCCACCAAUACCAUUUAUAGAAAAUAGUAAUGUUUGGUUUCCAAAUGUCUCCAUUUGUGCUCUUACUCUUGCUAGUUUGUGCGACUCCAAUCCUUGCUUCAUCAUCCACAAUUCAAGAUCCACAUAUUGUGGUCCAAGAUGUACACAAGAAAAUCAAUUCAUCUCGAAGAAACCUAGGUUACCUCUCAUGCUCAACGGGGAACCCCAUCGACGACUGCUGGCGGUGCAACCCUAACUGGGAGAGCCACCGCCAGCAGUUGGCCGACUGCGCGAUCGGUUUCGGCAAGAACGCGGUCGGCGGCCGGGACGGCCGCAUCUACGUCGUGACCGACCCGGGCAAUGACGACCCGGUGAACCCGCGGCCGGGGACCCUCCGGCACGCGGUGAUCCAGAACGAGCCGCUCUGGAUCAUCUUCAAGAGCGACAUGGUGAUCCGGCUGAGGCAAGAGCUGGUGAUGAACUCGCACAAGACCAUCGACGGGCGCGGCGCCUCCGUGCACAUUGCCGACGGGCCGUGCAUCACCAUCCACCACGCCAGCAACAUAAUCAUCCACGGGAUCCACAUCCACGACUGCAGGAAGGCCGGCAACGCCAACAUUAGGGACUCCCCCAGCCACUCCGGGUGGUGGGAGGAGUCCGACGGCGACGGUAUCGCCAUCUUCGGCGGCCGCGACGUCUGGAUAGACCACUGCUCCUUGUCCAACUGCAACGACGGAUUGAUAGAUGCGAUCCAUGGCUCCACUGCGAUAACCAUUUCGAAUAAUUACUUCACGCAUCAUGAUAAGGUUAUGCUGCUUGGGCACAGUGAUGAGUUCAUGCAAGAUAAGAACAUGCAAGUCACCAUUGCUUUUAAUCAUUUUGGAGAAGGAUUGGUUCAGAGAAUGCCUAGGUGCAGGCAUGGAUAUUUUCAUGUAGUAAACAAUGACUAUACACAUUGGGAAAUGUAUGCGAUUGGUGGGAGUGCUUCUCCAACAAUUUAUAGCCAAGGGAAUAGGUUUCUUGCCCCCAAUAAUAUGGUUAAAAAAGAGGUGACAAAGCACGAGGAUGCGCCCGAAAGCGAGUGGAGAGGGUGGAAUUGGAGGUCGGAAGGCGAUUUGAUGCUCAACGGGGCGUAUUUCCGGCAGUCAGGGCAGGCGGGAGCUUCGUCGGCGUACGCAAGGGCGUCAAGUUUGAGCGCAAGGCCAUCUUCUCUUGUGGGAACAAUGACUGUUGCCUCUGGUCCACUUAAUUGCAAGAGGGGAUCUCGUUGCUAGUUCAAAUUCAUCGAUUCCCACAUAUAUAUUACCAAUAUCUAAAUUAAGAGAUGAAACAUAAGUCAAACCUAGGAUUAGAAUUGACUUAUGAAGAUAUAUAGCACGUAUUAAUUAUGUCUGUUGCGUGAUUGGUGUUGAAAUACACUUGGAAAUUCUACAUAAUGGGGCGCCAAUAUGGUAUGUCUUGGUCUUCGAUGAAAGUGGAAAACCAAGACAACGCAUUUGUCAAACCCUUUUGAGAAAAAAGUGGACUUGAUGCAUCUUGCCAAAA